AGUGGGUUUGUUCUUUCUAAUAACCAAAACCCGAAAUUUCCCCUCAAAAGAAAACCCUCGUCUCUAAUACAUACAGUUUCUUCUCUACUCGUUUUGAUUCAACUAUUUUGUGUUUCAAUUUUUGGAGUGAGAAGAAGAAGAAGCGAUGGGAGAAAGGAAGGUGUUAAACAAGUAUUACCCGCCGGAUUUCGAUCCAGCGAAGAUUCCUCGGCGAAGACAGCCAAAGAAUCAGCAGAUGAAAGUGCGUAUGAUGCUUCCUAUGAGUAUUCGUUGUGCUACUUGUGGUAAUUACAUCUAUAAGGGUACUAAAUUCAAUUCCCGCAAAGAGGAUGUCGUUGGCGAGACCUACUUGGGGAUACAAAUCUUUAGAUUCUAUUUCAAGUGCACAAAGUGUUCCGCGGAAAUUACUUAUAAGACAGAUCCCAAAAAUUCGGAUUAUACUGUUGAAUCUGGAGCAACCAGGAAUUUUGAGCCUUGGCGUGGCAAAGAUGAGGAAAUGGAGAAGGAGAAACAAAAAAGAGAUGCUGAAGAAAUGGGUGAUGCAAUGAAGUCAUUAGAAAAUAGAACCCAGGAUUCGAAAAGAGAAAUGGAUAUUCUUGCUGGUUUAGAUGAAAUGAAAUCUCUGAAGUCAAGACACGCAACUGUAAGUGUUGAUGCGAUGCUUGAAGCUUUGCAACGGUCACACGAGUCAAAGGAGAGGAAGAUGGAGGAAGAAGAUGAAGCUCUUAUACGUUCACUUUUCCAGGGAUCAAGAGAGAUUGUUAAAAGAAUCGAUGAUGAAGAACUUGAGGAUGACGACGACUUAGCUUUCUUUACCCCUGAAAGUGCAGGGUCAGAAAACAACUCUCUUAAGAAGAGAAAGGUUUCUGAGGAACCUGAUGAAAAGCCCACAGAUAUUUUGACAAAAGCCAGUAGUACUGGCAGCUCUAAAAACGAAGAUAAAGCAUCCGCAAGUGAUAAUAAAAUCAUUUUGAAGUCCUCAUCUGUCAAAAUAUCCAUAGUCAAGAAGCCAGUCUCGGACUCCAACAGCAAGAAGGCAUUUGAAGGAAACAAGCAAGACGCCCAGAGCACUGGUGCUGCGACAAGCAGUAGUCUACUCUCGCUAUGUCAACAGUAUGAUAGUGAUGAAGAUGAUUGAUUCAGUGAUCCCUGCAACUUUUAUAUGUCCAGCUAUCCGCCAAAUUUAUUAGUCGCGGGGUGUGAUUUUCAUUGGGCAUGCUCUUUCCAUGGGCACUUGAAAUGUAUCUCUCUGCAAACCGGCCGUCUGUAGGUAUAAGAUAAGAAUGAGUAUCCUCUACGGUUGAUGCUCCAAAUCUUGAGCCGAUUCUCGUGUCAAUUGAAGGGUCUUUUAUUACUGCUUAAUUGGGAUGUAACGUUGUUAGUCAUUGCGCUGGUCAUUUUUUUACAUUUUUACAACUAUCUCAAUGGUUCGAAAAAGUACUCCUGCAUGUAAAGCAGUUCCCUCCAUGGUUAGUGCAUGUAACAA
Molecule: messenger RNA, 1486 nt
Organism: Lycium ferocissimum
Lineage: Eukaryota; Viridiplantae; Streptophyta; Magnoliopsida; Solanales; Solanaceae
Exons: 8
Coding region: 146-1138 (330 amino acids)
Biological process (GO): mRNA splicing, via spliceosome
Cellular component (GO): U2-type catalytic step 1 spliceosome
Source: RefSeq, a predicted model, not a curated record